Messenger RNA from Notothenia coriiceps (black rockcod), 843 nucleotides. Its product is annotated as mitogen-activated protein kinase kinase kinase kinase 3. Bases 344 to 667 code for a protein of 107 amino acids. The transcript is spliced from 2 exons. NCBI's taxonomy places the organism in Eukaryota, Metazoa, Chordata, Actinopteri, Perciformes, Nototheniidae. The record is from RefSeq and is a predicted model, not a curated record.
UAAUAUCAUUUUUUGUCAUUUUCAAUUGCUUGGUUUUCGUGAAAUUAGCCUGUUUUCCUAUUAAAGUGUAACAUCUCCACACAUCAUCUUAAAGGCUUCGGAAUCCCCCCAUUGUAGUUAAAACUGUAAAAACUAGGGCCCCCAAACAGCAUCUUGCACAGGGCCCCCAAAAACCUAGAAACGGCCUGGGUAAAUCAUUUACUUUUUACUCCACUGAGCUGUAAAAUGCAUCGUCAUGAAGCUGAAAACAGGGCUGUGGACAUAUGGCAAAGUACAUGACAUAUGAUGAUCUUAAGGAAUAUGAUGCAUUGCUGUAGAUUGAUCUGUCCGGGAUAGGUGUUGAAUGCAGGACUUUCACUUCAGUAAAGGACCUAAAUACUUCUUCCACCACUGCUGUCCAGUGAUGCCUAACCUAACCUGUCUGUCUGCUGUCUGUCUCUCAGUGUAUUUUGAGGACACUCUGCUGGCAGUGUGGCGUCACGGCUGGCAGAGGAGAGGACAGGGUUUCACUGAGGUGCUAGAGGAGACCACGGACCCCAGGAAGACCUACAGACUGGUGCAGUCAGACAGGAUGGUCGUCUUGGAGACGCGUCAGAUCGAUGACCAGACGGGGAUGUCCAACCUGUACGUCCUGGAAAUAGCGGAGAACUACGUCAUGCUGCCCUGACUCUCCGUCUGCCGGCGAAGGGCAUCAUGGGAGACUCCAGAUUAUAUGUGAAUGUCUCCGCAGGACUCUGAUCUGUCAUCAGUGACUUUGAUGAGCAUGGAUGUCACAGUGUUUUAAUUUCUAAUGAGAGGAGAGGAGAGAAGUCAGAAAGAAAUGAUAGCAUGAUGUUGCAAGGG